AUAUGUUAUUGGAAAGAAAAAAGAUGGCGACGGGACCACGACCUUGGCUUAUAACGUUCUGUAUAACGUUAAUCUACGUCAAAAGAACGUGUCCUAAAAUAGUAGAAGGAACUAUAGACACGAAAGAAGAUUGGAGUUUUUUGACGAGAUUUUGUUACAAAGAUUCAAUUGGAGAAAUUAGAUAUCGUUUUGAAUACCCAGAGUCUUAUGCUACACAGAAUAUUUUUCUUUACUUCGACACUCAGUGGCCUAGAGUGUACCCUAAACCUGAAAUGUCUUGUUUAGAUAAAGAAGACAAGGUGUACAGAGGGAAUAACCAAGUUAUAAACCUUACAACCAGUUAUGUGUGGUCUGGAUGUAAAAAGAAAGAUUUGGAUAAUGAAUCUUACUUAGAGUGCACUGGAGAUAGGCGUUUUGUAUCUUCUCGUGAGAGAUGGUGGUAUUUAGCUGUAAGCAACUGCAAGUCUACUAAGGGACUGCUGUUGAAGUACAGAUUAGAAAUGACAAAUGGAGAUACGUUUUGGAAAAAGCAUUUCUCUGCAGACGAAAGAUUCAUUCUUCCAAUGGACAUAGCAUUUUUUAUUAUAUUUACCAGUUUGUGGUUUCUUGGCAUCUAUGUAGCAUGUCAACUAACUUCUCGAAGAUUAUUUCACUUCUCAUACAAAUUAUAUUUGUGUUCCCUGACAUUUGAAGUGCUUAGCUUGAUAUUCUACCUAAUAUAUUACAUUGAGUAUGGAAAAAAAGGAAUUGAAAAAUAUGGAAUUUCAGUAGUAGGGCGUGCCUUUCAUUUCACUUCUCAUGUUGUAUUCCUAAUAAUGCUUAUUUUGAUGGCCAAAGGAUGGACAGUGACAAGAGGACGUAUCAGUUCUUCUGGUCAGAUCAAGCUCAGUAUCUUUGGCACAGUGUACACAGUGUGUUUUGCCAUCCUUUUCUUCUAUGAAGUUGCUGUGUUUGAUCCUGGCAAGGUCCUUUACAUCUAUGAGAGCCCUGCUGGUAUUGGAAUCUGUGUUCUGAGAGUCAUAGCUUGGUUGUGGUUCUGUUAUGGGACUUUCUUUACACUGAAGCACUAUCCAAACAAAAGCAAUUUUUAUUACCCAUUCUGGAUAAUCUACACAGGAUGGUUCCUUGCUGGGCCAAUCAUGGUUGUUAUUUCAGCGUAUAGAAUACAAAAAUGGGAAAGAGCUCAAAUUGUUAACGGAAUUGAUUGGUGCAUCUCUAUUCUGGCACAUGGUGUUUUCUUGGUCAUUACCAGACCUAAUGCAGCAAAUUCCAAUUUCCCAUUUCACCUAAGAACCAAUCAGAUUGGCAUUCAAGAAGCUGCUCCCUCCAGACCUUCAGAGAAUGGAAUUGCAUACUACACUCCUCCCCUGCCAACUGCACCCCCUCCUUACUACUCUCAGCAACCAGGUCGCUUCACAGACAUCACAUCAAUGUUUUCAGUUGGUGGAGGGGCCAAUGGCAAGCUGCCAUAUCCACCUGCAAAUUCUUCAAAUGGUUUGCAGAAUCCUUAUCCACCCAUGAAUGGAACACAAAAUGGUGGAAUGAAUGGAAUACCAAUGAUGACAACAAGCCCCAACUGAUCAGUGUCUGCUCAUCAUAGACUGAAUAUUGUAGAUUUGUCUUGUAUAAAAUUGUUUUUCUAUGACUUUCUAAUAUUCAUACUUAGUGUUUUAGACUCAUACAUGUGCCUAGUCAUUCAUGACACAUGCCAAGAAUUUAAAAACUGUUUUGCUUUGUUAUUUGUUGUUUGUAAGUGAAAUGUUGUCUGUAAGUUAAAUGUUGUUUGUUUAUAUGAUGAUUUAUUUUUUGUGCUUAUCUUUUUCCCUACAAGUAAACUAUGUUUAGUUAAUCUUUUGUAAAUUUGCAGUGGAAGCUUUUGUGGCAAGUACUCUUACAACUUGGUGGCUUUUCCCACAUGUAGAACCAUUUUCACUACACUUUGAACUACCAUUACAACUCUUUAUUUGCACACUUCCUUGAAAAGAACCCACUAAUAAGCAGAAGUAGGCCUUCCCAGAAGUUAAAAACUGGUUUUCCAUUGAUUUUAAAGUCCUCUAAGUACUCAAGCCUUGUUCAAUGGUAGGGGAUAAAUUGUAUUUUAAUCAAUCUGAAUUCCACAUUGUCACUUGUCGCAAUUAUUUCAUAGUUCAUAAAUUACUACAUACAAUUUUCAUGUUUUCCUGGUAGUCAUAAAGUAACAUUCAUUUACUUUUCAAAAUGUUGUGAUGGCUAAAUUUAAAGCAAAGAGUAAAACUUUGCAGACUUCCACAGUUGCAAUAUGGUAAUAAGUAAAUAUAAAGCAUGCAAAAUGGUAUUCAAGUCUAACCUCACCAUGAUAGUUAGCCUGCAGAGCAAGCAUAAUUUUGGCAAGGGAGUGCUCAGUAUUUUCUUGGUGAAAAUUAUAGCUACUAUGAUGGUAGCAGAAGGCUGGGUAGAGAAAGAAAUUUGUACCAAGGAAGUGAGUGACUGUCAAAAGGAAGGAGAGAGGAAUAUGUGGUACAAUAGCCACAAAAAUGUAUCCCAGCUGGACUGUAGGCUAUAAUUUAUGAGGGAAGUUCUUGAAUUUUUACCUUAAAAACUAAUUCACCAAAGUGAAGGUGAAUUGUAGUUGAUAUUCACUAAACUGCAAGGCAGCAAGGUAUAUAUCUAGGGCUUUCAUCAACACUGAGGUGAAUAAUUGUUUUAGUACAUGCCAUACAGAAACAAAAAUCAUUUGUUUAUUUCUGUCAUUAUACAAGGGUUAAAAAUUAAACUCUUGAUAUGUUACCUUGUUUCUUCGGGUGCUCAGAGGUGAAUAGGCACUGGUUUAUCACUUUUGAACUAGCCAAGUGCAAGUGCAAAAAACAAUAUUUCACCUAACUGUGUGGUAGACACAAGAAGAACUAUUCAAUUUUGCAUUGAUAUGCAUCAUAAUUUCAAAAUUUCUUGUUGUGUUUAAAAAUGUUUAUAGGGCAUUACAAAAUGUUAUAAUAAUUGUUCCUCUUAAUUUAUUGUGAAUUGCUUUGCAAGUUAACGUAAUUUAAAUAGCAGACAACAAGAGAAUUCACUUAGCAUGUAAUAGUUUAACUUCUUGGAAGUUAACUAGGUGAACAAUUUCCACAUUUUGUGUACAUAGUAAAGUAACUUAAAGUUUGGCUUUUAUAAUAAAACUAAUUUUUUAUUCCA
Molecule: messenger RNA, 3165 nt
Organism: Pocillopora verrucosa
Lineage: Eukaryota; Metazoa; Cnidaria; Anthozoa; Scleractinia; Pocilloporidae
Product: transmembrane protein 145
Biological process (GO): response to pheromone; G protein-coupled receptor signaling pathway
Source: RefSeq, a predicted model, not a curated record